AUUUCCCAAACUACCCCACUUCUGUUCCCCUACUCCAAGUCUCCAACCUCCGCCAGUCAUGAGUCACCACCACCAUAUCUUCUUCUUCUCCUAGCUGAGUACUGACAGUAGAACCUCAUUCACUUCUCUCUCUUUCCUUUCAAUCCAAGCAAGCAAGCAGUAUCUCCAUCCAUCUCUAUCUAAAAUCCAUUUUUCAUGUGAUUCAUUUCCCGACUGAGUUAUUCUAUUCUCCUGAAUAACUCCAAGCAAAUGCAUCCCACCACCACUUCAUCUCCACCACCACCACAACCACCAUUAACACAGACUCUAAGCUUAAUCAACCAUCUUGUAUCACUUCUCCUAAUCUCGUCGCUCGCUGUUAAAUCAUUCAUCGGACGCUGGCAAUCAAUUCGUACUAAACUCACUCUUCUAAGCUCAUCUCUAUCAGAAAUCUCCGAUUUUGAUACUUCUACUUGGUCUGAAAACCCUCUUUUGCAAGAUUUAUUGCCUAAUCUACUCACUUCUCUUCAGAAAACUUAUUCUCUGUCUCAACAAUGUCAAAACCCUACAUCUACAGGCGGGAAACUACUAAUGCAGAGCGAUAUAGAUAUGUCUUCAGCCUCACUCUCUGCUCAUCUCCAUGACAUUGAUUUGUUGCUCAAAUCGGGUGUUUUGAAUCGGCAAUCGAAUGCUAUUGUUUUAUCACAACCAGGUCCAGGUUCGGCUAAAGAAGAAUUGGGAUUUUUUAUCAGAGAUCUUUUUACUAGACUUCAGAUCGGUGGGAUUGAAUUUAAGAAAAAAGCUUUGGAUUCGUUGUUACAGAUAUUGAACGAAGAUGAGAAAACUUCGAUUUUGGUUGCGAAAGAAGGAGAUAUGAGAUAUUUGAUUCAUUUGCUUGAUAAUAAUCAUCAUUCAUCUGUUCGUGAACAAGCUGCUGUUGCUGUUUCUCUUCUUGUGAGUUCUAGUGAUUCUUCAAGGAAAUGUGUGUUUGAAGAAGGCGGAUUAGGUCCUCUGUUGAGGUUGCUUGAAACUGGAUCUAUGUAUUUGAAAGAAAAAGCAGCUAUUGCUAUUGAAGCCAUUACUGCUGAUCCUGAGAAUUCAUGGGCAGUUUCAGCUUACGGAGGGAUUCCUGUUUUGGUUGAAACUUGUCGAUCUGGAUCUCCAUUAGCACAAACUCAUGCAGUUGGAGCUGUGAAAAAUGUAUCCGCCAUUGAUGAAAUCCGAGUUUCUUUGGCUGAAGAAGGAAUUGUUCCAGUUUUAGUUCAGUUAUUGACAUCAGGUAAUUCUUUCGCUCAAGAAAAAGCUUCAAAUUGUUUAUGGAUUUUAGCUUCAGCUGGUGAAGAUUUUAGGGUUUCAAUCUUACAAGAAGGUGGAUUACAAAGUCUAUUAAAUUUACUUGACGAAUCAUCAAAUCCUGAUACAUUAGAACAUGUUUUAAGAUCAAUUUACAUAUUAUCAAGAUCAUCAUCAACAAUCCGAAUCUUAUCAUCAUCAACUUCAUUUUUGAUACAACUCUGCGACGCAAUCAAGAACGGCACAAUAGUGAUCCAACAGAUUUCAGCCUCGAUUCUCUGUAACUUAUCAAUGAGCGACUUCCAAAAACGAUCUAUUUCAUCUUGUAUGGGAUCGCUAGUGAAAAUGAUGAUGAACGAGUCAUCAAAACCAGUCGGUUUACAAGAAUCAUCAGCACAAGCUUUAAUCUCAUUACUAACAGCGAAAACGAAUCGGAAAGAAAUCGUUAGAGAUGAGAAGAGUAUUUUAAGAUUAGUCCAAAUGUUAGAUCCAAAGAACGAAUCAUCAGUAGUUAAUAAGAAAUAUCCGGUAUCAGUUGUUUCUGCGAUUGUUGCCGGAAGUAGCCAGAGCUGUCGGAACAAGAUAAUGUCCGCCGGUGGUUAUUCUCAUUUACAGAAACUUGCUGAAAUGGAUGUUCCCGGUGCUAGAAAAGCUUGUCAAAGACUCUCCGGGAAUCGACUCAAGAAUAUCUUUAGUAGUAGGAUAUGGAAGGAAUAAACACAAUUCAUACUAACCCCCACAAGAAAAAUUGCUUGGUUCGGCGGGUUGGUCUUUUUCUUCUCCGGACCAUGUGGUGUCUGAAUUCAUUGAUUGAAUGAGGCAGAACGUUAAUUUGCUCACAGAAGGUCUUUCUUUUAUUGACUUUUGGCUCAGUUUUACUAAUUACUGGUCAGACUUUGAAUUUGAUUAGUCAAAAUGAAAACACAUAGUAAAAUCUAGUGUACCACGUGAAAGCAGGUUCAUCUGAUCCUCUGAAAUUAACGUAAUUCCGUGAAAGUUAAUUAUUUUUUAUUCCGUUGUUUAUUUAUACUCAAUACUCUACUGUGCACCUUUUAGUAUAAAUUGAUUAUUACACUGCACAAGAAAAGUGCUUUUAGUUUGGUGAAUGUACAUCCAUUGGAUGGGAGAUUAUCUCAUGGAAAAUGUGGAAAUCGAUUUAUUGUAAUUGGGGCCUUGUGGGAGGAAAUAUCUAAUACUAUUAGAUUGAUUUUGGUUAA
Molecule: messenger RNA, 2489 nt
Organism: Papaver somniferum (opium poppy)
Lineage: Eukaryota; Viridiplantae; Streptophyta; Magnoliopsida; Ranunculales; Papaveraceae
Product: vacuolar protein 8-like
Exons: 2
Coding region: 250-1989 (579 amino acids)
Molecular function (GO): protein binding
Source: RefSeq, a predicted model, not a curated record